This is a messenger RNA of Dreissena polymorpha, 5045 nucleotides long. RefSeq names its product tubulin glycylase 3C-like. Gene Ontology annotation, biological process: cilium assembly; cilium movement; protein polyglycylation. The coding region runs from base 624 to 4778 and encodes 1384 amino acids. Gene Ontology annotation, molecular function: ATP binding; protein-glycine ligase activity, initiating; metal ion binding. Gene Ontology annotation, cellular component: cilium. Lineage: Eukaryota; Metazoa; Mollusca; Bivalvia; Myida; Dreissenidae. The transcript has 25 exons. The record is from RefSeq and is a predicted model, not a curated record.
GUCAGGGUCAAAUUUUUUAACAGUACAGAUUGCAUGGGUUGAAACUACAAUAUUCAUUAGGCAGUUUCAAAAUAAUUUACCACUAAUGUUAAGCACAUGGGGUUGGCAUUUAAUGUAUAAGGUCUAUGUCCCUGGUCAAGGCCACAGUUCAAAGUUCACAUGGUUUGCACUGUAACAUCACCACUGUUAAGAAUGUGCAUCAACUAUUUUGCUCGCUUGACCUUUACCCCCAGCUUUCUAUGCUUGAACAAUUUGUGAUAGAGGAAAACCUAAAAGAAACCUUAAUCGCUGGAUUUUAAUUUGAUGCAUUUGGGUAUUUGAUUUACGGUUUCAAGACUUUGGCAAAUAAAUUGAUAUAAUGUGUCCUGUAUUUCAAAAUUUACGAAACAAGAAUAUUUAAUGGAUCUUUGAUUCGGAAAAAUACGGGGGAAAAUCCGGUCGUUUCCGUACAUUAGACAUUUCGUCAAAACGUAAACUUCCGAAUCAUUCCGAUUCUGCAAUGAAAACAAAAAUGGCGACUCCAUAGUUACGGAGUACGCUAUGUGACUUUCAAGAAGAAAACUAUUAUUAUGAAGUUUAAAUAGGAAGGUUAUUAUAAGGGAUGGCUGAUUUAUGUCUAACUAAUGGGGAAGAAUAAGCGCGAUGUAGUUUCAGACGAGAAUUUCAUUCCGCGAAUUAGUUCUACCAGUCGUAAACUUGCUGCCAAACGUUUGGAGCAGACAAGUUUGGGUGGUCUUCCGCAUUUUAUGCGUGAAAUAAAGUGCAAAUCCACAGUGCCUUUAGCUCCCAUUCCUUUGAAUGAAAAUAAUAAAGCAGAAACGACUGCAUCAGACACUCGCGCUGAAAAUUCUAUUAGAAAAGUUCUGCAGCCAAUCACAAUGACUGCAAAACCAUUAUUGGACGACAGCGUUUUUACAUUUAAACCAAGAGUAAGCUCCGCAAGUGCAAAAAUCGUGGAAAACUUAGGUACAGAUUUUAUGGAAAGGCAGCAACAACAUUUAGACAAGCAAAAAAAAAUGAUUGAGCGGGCAGGUAACGGGUCUUACAGUGGGGCAGGGAAUUUAUCUCCAUUGAGCCAGUACAAAAGAUUGAAAGAAAAGGGAUUUAAGAUUGAGGAGAGCGACAACACAAACAACAACUCCUCCCCACCAGAUCAGGAGGCAGAGAUUGAGGGCCCUGACUCGCCUACAGAUCGCUCAGAACUGGAGGAGCUUGCGGACACGAUGCCAGCGCUCAUGAGGACCAGGACUUCCAUGUCCAAGAACCUCCAGCGAGUCUUGGAUGGUCCUUAUGCUAAUGGAAACCCAGACAUGGUGCUAAAACGUCACAAGACCCGGAUACGGGCUCAUCACAUGAAGGGGAACAAAUCACUGGGGGAUAACUAUGACCUGGAUGACCUUAGAGACUCUACAAAUACAACUAUAGAAGAAGAAGAAGACAUUGAGAAUGGAACAUCCUUGUCAAGGAGUAAAACUAUGCCCUCACUUGGUCGGCCCAAGCUGUCAAGGAAGAUUACAAGUAUAAAUACCUCCACUGACAGGCUGGCCAAAGCUAAAGAUGUUGCAGAAAAAGCCAUCAGAAAUAAAAAGGUGUUUACAAUACAAGGAGGUUAUUCUGCAAUCAGACACAGUCUUAGAAAACGUGGUUGGGUGGAGAAGUUUUAUAGAAUACCAGGACCACAGAAAUCUACAAAGAAAGGACACAAGAAAGGGGGUGAUGAUGAUGAUGAAGAUGGGGAUGAUGAUGGAGACGACGAUGAUGAUGACGAUGAUGAUACCGAUAGUGACAAUGACCAGCCCAGUGUUCCACCAUGGGAGGAGGAAGAAGGCAUUUAUGGCAUCAUGUCGCGUAUUGUGCGAAACGUGAACCCGACCUUUAUCUGGGUACUGAAGCGUGACGUGAUAGACUACCGCUUUCUCACUAAGGAACAGAUGGUGAACCACUAUUGCAAGGCUGGAUCAUUUACUACCAAGGUUGGUUUGUGCGUGAACAUGCGACAGGUGCCCUGGUUUGACGAGUCAGAUCCGGAUGAGUUCUACCCGCGCUGUUACCGCCUCAGUCACGAAGAGGAGAAGGCUGCGUUUAUUGAUGAUUACAGACUCACUACAUGUGUCAAUAUUCUCAAAAUAGUCAUAAGUAUGUACAUGGAGGGGGGUGAGUGUAACAGCGAGGGGGUACGGGAAAAGAAGCAGGAACAGCCCGAAAUUGACCCCGAAGUUUACGCUUGCACCAACCCCGAAUGCACAAGAUCUCGACCGAAUGAACCAAGUGAAAAUCUUUGCGUGCAUGCUCUUCAGAAGAAGAAAGAGGAGGAGGAAAAGCAGCGCGAAAAAGAACUUAUUGCUUCCGAGGAAGACCAAAUUCUGGAUGAACAGGAAGAAGUUGAAUGUGAUGAAAAUGGUGAUAUUGAGAAAUCAAAAGUGAUACGAUCGCUAGACUCGAGCCGAAAACAGAAGGCAAAUAAGAAGAAGCGUAUGGUUGUGCCCCAACAGUGCCUUGAUCGAGCCUUGAUUCAGUGUGAGAAGUAUCUCAUCUUCCGUAACCAUGACGACAUUGACCAAUCCGUUGAGAGGGACUCUCUGACUCCUGCACAGUGGGAUGAGCUCAUCACUUGGUAUUAUCAGCUUGUACAUGAGGGUGGCCUGAUUUCAAAUGUGCCAAGCAACAUACUUGGGCAGAUUGAGAACGUCUUGAACAGGAUCAAGGCAGUCUGGCCCCAGUAUGAGCUAGACGGGGUGAAGAACGUCUGGAUUGUCAAACCUGGGGCCAAGUCCAGGGGCCGAGGCAUUACGUGCUAUGACAAACUAGAGGAUAUGCUAAAACUUGUCAGCAGUCAAGUUAUACGCAAAGACAACAAAUAUGUCGUGCAGAAGUACAUGGAGCGUCCGUUAUUAAUACACAACUGCAAGUUUGACAUCCGCCAAUGGUUCCUUGUCACAGACUGGAAUCCCCUCACAAUCUACUUCUACAUGGACAGCUAUCUAAGGUUUUGUUCGCAACAAUUUACGCUGGAAAGUUACGAUGAGUCCAUUCAUCUGUCAAACAACGCCAUACAGAAACACUACAAGAAUGGAGUGCGUUCCAAGGAGCUUCCACAGGAGAACAUGUGGACCCACGAAACAUUCAAAGAGUUUACCAAAAAACAAGGUGCUGGCAAUGUCUGGGAUGCCUUGAUCUAUCCUGGCAUGAAGAAGGCAAUCAUCUGUUCCCUGUUAUCUACCCAGGAUCUUGUUGAGUACAGAAAGGCCUCUUUUGAGCUGUACGGAGCUGACUUCAUGCUGACGGAGGACUACAAGCCCUGGCUAAUUGAGAUCAACUCGAGCCCGAGCAUGGAGAGCUCUACAGCCGUCACCUCUCUACUGUGUGCCAACGUUCUAGAGGACACACUGAAAGUGGUUCUUGAUCGAAAAUGGGACAAAAACUGUGAUAUAGGCCGCUUUGAGUUAGCCUACAAACAACCCCUGGUGACUGUCCCGCCUUAUAUUGGCAUCAGCCUGUGUGCAGAAGGGAAUGUUGUGAAGAAACCAAGCUGGAUGAAUGUGAGGCGGCAGAGUGAAAACAAUGAAGCGCUCUUCUCCCCUCGUAAAGAAAAGCAGGUGAUAUUCAAUGAUAAAUUGUUGGGAAACAGAAUUGACACUGGUAGUAAAGGUGUAAAGCGUCCGAAGAGUGAAAACGGACAUGAGGAUACUAGCAGUUACACAAAAGCCACUACUUCCGCCCCUUUAAAGAAGUCCACAAGUCGAGAUAAUAACCAGGACAGUCCAGGGAAUCUUCGGCCAAAAAAGGCCGCAACGCACAAAUCUCCUAAAAUUGUGGAAAAUUUACAGCCUACAAACAGUGCCAGCAACAACAGUGUGACCAAUGAGAAGUCCUAUAGUGAGAAUGGCAGCAUGUACAGUCGAGCUCAUUCUGAACAGAGUAAGCAGGACAUCGACAAUCAGGAUGACAGAAAAUCUGAACGGACAGCUAUCGUUUCCUCUCCACCCUCACCCAUACUAGCCCCCAAGAUGGCCAUGUUUGGUUCGGGAACUGUUCCUAACGCAAGCUACAUUUCCAGCCUUGCUCAAAGGAAAAUCGUGUCAAAAACGUCGGUCUCUAUGAAUUACACCAUUCCAUCCCAGGAUAACAAAGAACGGCCGCAGUUAACUGUGAGCAAUGUGGAAACGACUGACCUGCGUACUCUGCGGGCCCAAGCCAAAGGUACGUCCGGGCUGGCUCACAAGCUCUUUUAUAUAGGGCAAUCCUAUCCUCAUCAAGGUGUGUACUCGCUAACAGACGGCACUUGGGCCAGGACCUGCAGUGACUGCGGCAACGGCCUGAACUUACACUUAGAUAACAUUAACCCCUUCUGUAAGUGCCGCCAGGAUGGUAUCAGACUCUCGCCCGAUCCCCAGGAAUUCAAAUGUCAAAGGGCAAAAAGUGCACGUAACCCCCCUUCCCGCAAUCAUAGUAGAAUAAGUCCUCGACCACCUAGUGCUUCGGGCGUUACGCCCAGAAAGUCAAGCAGUAAUUUAUCAGACACUUCAGUAAUUAGUAACGAGCCUGCGUCUAAAAACCCUGUGUUCCUUCGCUACACUGAUGGUGGGAUCAUGCGGCCUGUAACGCCCCUGUAUUAUUACGGGUCCAGGUCUCUGCCGAGGUUAGUACGGCGCCAUAUCGGGCGCCGUGUGGGACAAUACCAUGAGCUAUCUGUUGGUCAGAACUCGGCCAUCUUUAUUGAUACCUCCCAGCUAAACGGGGCUCUUUCUAUAAUCUCUCAUGGAUACAGUUCAAAAUAGGACAUUGUUCAUGAUUGUUUAAGAUUGUUUGUAAUGUUGGCUUUUUUAUCAAGUUGUUGAUGUUUUUUGUUGUUUACUGUUGAUGUUGGUUUUGCAUUUCGAUUUGUCAUUGACAUUUGUGUAAGUGGCUUACUAAGUAAGCAAGAUCAUAUUUGUUAUGUUUACAAAUACUGGUAUAAUGCCACAUUAGGCUCUUUAAAUUUCAAAAUCAAUAAAUUGUAUAAUAGGUAUAAUUGAUGAUAUGAAUUAAAAUUUGAAGAAAAAACA